This is a messenger RNA of Cryptomeria japonica (Japanese cedar), 1323 nucleotides long. RefSeq names its product anthocyanin synthase. The transcript has 2 exons. The record is from RefSeq and is a predicted model, not a curated record. Bases 75 to 1130 code for a protein of 351 amino acids. Lineage: Eukaryota; Viridiplantae; Streptophyta; Pinopsida; Cupressales; Cupressaceae.
ACAAUUAGACCAACGCCAAUUGCGCAAUAGAUUUGGCCUUUUACCAUAGCCAGUAAUUGUGAGUGAGCCAAAAAAUGGCGCCAGCCCGAGUAGAGACAUUGUCCAGCAGUGGUCUGGAUUCAAUCCCGGCCGAAUACGUGAGGCCAAUCGAAGAGAGAUCCACGGAUAGCGUUCUCGAUCUCAAGAAUGGAGGAGAUGGUCCUCAGCUUCCCGUCAUUGAUUUUGCCGGGUGGGAAACAAGCGAAGAGGAGAGGAAAAGAAUAAUGCGCCAAGUUGCAGAGGCGAGCCGAGAGUGGGGAGCCAUGCAACUGCUGAAUCAUGGCAUCCCCGAGACUCUCAUUGCUCGCCUCCAGUCUGCCGGAAAAGCUUUCUUCGAUCUGCCCAUCGAAGAAAAGGAAAAGUACGCUAAUGACGCGGCCAAUGGAAAGAUCUCGGGUUAUGGCAGCAAGCUGGCCAACAAUGCGAGCGGGCAGCUGGAGUGGGAGGAUUACUAUUUCCACAUUCUGUGGCCUCAUCUCAAGCGCGAUGUUGAAAACACAUGGCCUGGUUACCCGGCUGAGUAUGAGGAAGUCACGGACGCUUAUGGAGUGCACAUUCGAAAACUGACGAGCAUUCUUUUGGGCGCAUUGUCUUCGGAGCUCGGUUUGGAGAAGAAUCGCAUGGAGAAACUGCUGGGUGGGGAGGAGUUAGUUAUGGAGUUGAAGAUCAAUUAUUACCCGCGUUGCCCUCAGCCGGAGCUCGCUUUGGGAGUCGAAGCGCACACCGACAUCAGUGCCCUUACAUUUCUCCUGCAUAACAUGGUGCCCGGACUGCAGCUUUUCCACCAGGGGAAAUGGAUUACUGCCAAAUGCAUUCCUGGGGCUCUCAUCUUUCAGCUCGGUGACCAAGUAGAGAUCCUGAGCAACGGUAAGUACAAGAGCGGGCUCCACAGAGGACUGGUGAACAAGGAGAAGGUGAGGAUAUCGUGGGCCGUGUUCUGCUGUCCUCCUAAGGAGGCGGUGACUGGGCCUAUGAAAGAGAUGGUCGACGAGCAAAACCCGCCGCUGUUUCCGACGAGGACCUUCCAGGAGCACAUCGAUUACAAGCUCUUCAGGAAGAACCAGGUUAAGAAGGAAAAGGCCGCCGAAUGAGACGGUUUAUUGUGACUGGAGCUAUUCCCUCAUGGUUAAAUAAAUAACUGCUCGCUAUCACCAUUAAUGGGCCUGUUUUGUUAUUUCUUCCCGCUGUUAACUACUUACAGGCUUCGGAGUUAGCUAGCAGUUUUUAUGUUUUAGAAUGUUCCUUACUAUUUUAUUAAAUACGAACAAGCUGGUUUGGGAUUUA